This is a messenger RNA of Theileria equi strain WA, 411 nucleotides long. RefSeq names its product signal peptide containing protein. The record is from RefSeq and is a predicted model, not a curated record. NCBI's taxonomy places the organism in Eukaryota, Apicomplexa, Aconoidasida, Piroplasmida, Theileriidae. Bases 1 to 411 code for a protein of 136 amino acids. The transcript has a single exon.
AUGAUCAAAUUUAUCAUACUCUUUAACCUUUUCCUUUUCAAAACUGCCUGCGGAGAUAGGGGCAGUGCCCUGAGUCCAGAGAUCAUCAAAGAGAUCUUUAGCAUAGCUGAGGACAUUGGAGAAUACUCGGAAUCAGUGCCAGACAUGUUUGGUGUAGUAAAAAAGAGCUUGCAUGAUCUAGAACGUGAGAUCAAGAUUCGUGCACUAUUGCCGGCUGAAACACAAAUGGAAGCCUUUCGAAUGAUUAGCGCACCAAUAAACGAAUUCUUGAAGCAGGAACCGAGAAACUUUUUCGUACACAGUCCACCCAGAGGUGUUGCCUAUAAUCUGCAGAUUAAAGAGGCAAGAGAUGCCGUCAGGGUCGUUUACAGUAAACUCCAAAAGUUGUGGCUGGCAAGCAUACGAAAGUAG